Messenger RNA from Paramuricea clavata, 4823 nucleotides. NCBI's taxonomy places the organism in Eukaryota, Metazoa, Cnidaria, Anthozoa, Malacalcyonacea, Plexauridae. The record is from the annotation of a GenBank genome assembly.
GUCUCGCGGGACGAAAACAAAACAAAAAUGGCGACCUCAAAUAUGGACAAAUUUGAUGAUUUAUUUUUUGGUAUUCUUCAAAAUUGCGAACAAAUUGAACCUUUUCUUGAUGUUGUGUUUAGUUUCCUUGCUAGAAGGACAGAUUUCUUACGUGUAAUGCACAACAAGACUGACAAAAUGGGCUUUCCUCCUGGAGUGGCAGAAAAAAUGUUACUGAAGGUAGACUCGUGUUACAAAAUGUCAAAGUAUAUGAAAUGGUCUACAUAUUACAGUUUCUCGUUAAUUUUUACGUAAUAUGUAGUUGUCAAGACUAAGCUUAUUAACCCAUUGACCGCCAGUGGCAGUGCUCUCUCCUUGACGAAUAAAAUCAUCUGGUUUUACUAAAUUAGACAAAAUCUUCACUCAGCAAGUACCCUAAACAGAUAUAGUCCCCCUCCUGGAAAUAUCAAAAUGGCACUGUGUGGGAGAAAGUCAUGGAUAUUUCCAGGGGGUGACUACUUCUGUUUAGGGAACUUGCCGAGUGACAAAUCAUGACAAAUAGCGCUCAUAUGCAAAAAACAAUGGAGAUGUCCUUCUGUGUAGUAUUCUGUGUUAAUGGGGGUUAACCCAUUGGGUACCAGCGCAUUGUUCUUUCUUACCCCAAGUUACUCAUCUCUUGCAGAAAUUCGGAAACAAUUGCAUACAAAUAUGGUAUAUACUUUACCUGAUAGAUUUUUAAGAAAUAUCAAGGUCUUGUCCUGCAAAGUGAACAAACUUCUAAAGAAAAGAAAAAGUCAAGCAAUAAACAGUCUGCCGUGUCUGAUGUGCCGCCUCCCGCAACCUCAACUAUCGACGUUCAAACAAGCAAUGAAACACCUCAAAACACUUCAGCAAAAGAAAGGUAUUGCAUGUUGGACAGUUCACAAUCUGCAGUUAUCUUAUUGUCAUCCCUACCUACACUGGCACAGAUCGUUCAAGGCUUUGGCAAUUAAAUGGAGUAACAUGCUGAAGUAGGAUGCUUUAGGGCAUAUUGCGGCUCAAUUGGUUGACAUAAGAUAUGGGGAGACCAUAUCUAUUAUAUCUGUGGGGGAGACUGGUAAAAAUACCUGUUUACACCCAGUCUGUACCAGUGUAGGUAGCCACAAUAUUAAGACAGCUGUUGAUUGACAGAGAUGCAUUAGAAAUCAGAAGGAAAAAAUAGUGCUACAACAUUGUGAUGAAGGGUCUUCACCUAAGACGUCAAAGUUCUGUGUAUAUUUUUCAGGUUGUUGUAUCUCUGUCAAUCUGCAAGCAGUUCUGUUCAUGCCCAACGUACGGUGUUUGGUGAAGGCAAAUUGGAAGAACUCUUGUCACAUGUAACGGUGGUGAAAUUAUAAUCACACAAUUGCAUAUGGCACAAAUCAAACUCAGGCAAAACAUACAUGUUUGAAUCACCAACACUCUAUUCUAAUCUAUGUAUCUUCAGUGAAACUUCCAGUGAAAACACACAGCCUGAAGCUCAAGAGCCAUCAAAGGCAGCAGAAUGUUUUAAUGGUGCAAUGUUGGAGAAGUACAUGUGGUCUCAGACUGGCAGUGAUGUGGAUGUACGAGUCCCUGUGGCUAGUAACGUGAAAGGCAAAGAUUUUUGUGUAGAAAUAAAAGACAAAUUUCUCAAAGUUGCUUUAAAAAACACACCAGGUAGAUGAGAACUAAAUGUUUCAUUACAGAUGUAGUCUAAAGUUUUGUACAUGGAAAUUUUGACUGUGAAUUUUAUACAUUUAUAUAUAUUAGCUUAAGUUUUCUGGUUUACGAAACACAAACAGUGCUCAAUACCUUAUAGAUAGAGCGUAAUAUAGUUUUUCGUUUUACCUCAAAAUAGCACAACAGUCUGUUUCAUCUGAUGAUUCCUAUACAGAUGAAACAGACUGUUGUGUAUAUAUAUUAUAUAUAUAUAUAUACACAUAUACUACGGUGAUGCUAGUGUGAGGUGUAUGGAUGUUUUGUAGAUGCCCAAAAUCCUUCUAAAGUUUUGUGUUGGUAUGGUUUCAAUUGAAAUUGGAAAGCUGCAACUUAAUUUUCUUCAAUCUUAACAGAACCCAAAGUGUUCAUUGAGGGAGAACUGCAAUGGAAGGUGCACGCAGAUGAAUCAAUGUGGACGCUGAUUCCUGGCGAACAUCUUCACAUAUCACUGGAUAAAGUCGAGGACAGAUGGUGGACAUGCGUUAUUAAAGGGGACAAGGAAAUAGACAAGAGUAAAAUUGAUACAACACGAAAUAUCUCAGAAUUUGAUGAACAAACUCAGAAUGAUUAUGAACGAGUUAUGUUUGAUCACCAACAGAAAAUGAUGGGGAAACCAACCAGUCAGGAAAUGGUAUGGUUAUUACUUGAAGGUGGACUUCAUUGAUCUGAUUACAACCCGCACACCCGAUUACCUAUAUAUACAUGAACUUACGGUUAUAGCUCAACAGCUGGCCUCUGUAGCUCAGUUGGUUAGAGUGCUGCACCGGAAUCGCAGGGCCGUAGGUUCAAUUCCUACCAGAGGACCUUGUGCUGCAUUUUUCACAGUCGUUCCUGGUCAGGUCUUAAAGUACUAUUUAAAAAACGAGCAGGAGUGUUUUAUUAGGUUUAAAGGCACGAGCGUGCAGCGCGAGUGGCUUUAGACCUAAUAAAACACAACCUGCGAGUUUUUUAAAUGGCUUCAAAAACGUUUGCAUAAUAAGUCAAAUCUUUAUAUAAAAAUCUUUAUAUAAAAAUCUUUAUAUAGUUUGCAUAACAAUGGUCUUUUGUUAAAGUGUUCUUUAGCUGGUAUAAAGACGUAUGCACGCGACUAAUUUCUUACUCAAGAUUGGAUAAUUGCUUCAUGAAUUAUUAAUGAGUUUUUGAAGUGUAUAUAUACUCACUUGAAUUACAAACCCUUAAAAACAGCAUUCUAUUAUUACUUGAAGGGUGUUUUUGAUGGAAAUUAUCAAGUGGAAAUUUACGUACACUUUAUUAGACCUAACAGUUGGUUAGAGUGCUGCACCAACUUUUUCAUAAAAUUUCUUACCAUAUUUUUUCUUGUCUUAGAAAACUCAUGAAAUGUUGAAGAAAGCGUGGGAUGCUCCAAACUCGCCAUUUGCAGGCACGCCAUUUGAUCCUUCACAAGUUAAUAUCUCAGGAAAUUUCUCAUGAUGAUUUUAAUGAUGCUAAUAAAUAUAGCUUAUAUAAUAUACUCAGUUACCAAGAAUUUACAUUAUUUAAAUACAAACUAUUAAGUUUAAAAACUUGAGUAUGAUAAGUAUUUUACUCUGUUUAAUUAAUGAGUUAAGUGUUCAAAUAGUUUACAAAUCUGUACAAAAUGAAAAAACUUAUAACUCAAUUAUACUUAGUACAAUAAGUUCAAAUUAAGGGCUUUGACAAAUAGAUUUCAUCCAUGAUUGCAGAGUUAUUAUGCAGUUGAGUCUACCAUGAGCAAGGGUGCUGUACUUUAUCACAAGAGCAGUCAGUCACAAAUUCUUUGCUACCCCAGCUAUUCUGCAGAAGUCUAUAAAGGCAGUUUUCCACUUCACCCAUAUUGUACCAAAACAUACUGGUGUGAGUAUGCGCAGAUUGAAAAGAGGUUUAUAAAAUGAAAAGAGGUUUAUAAAAUGAAAAGUUUGUUGCAAGUCAACUUUUUGCCAUACUACGGAAGUACUAACCAAUCAACAGGACUUCACAAAAUUUUGAAGUUUAAAAACGUUUUUGAUACAUUUCGGUAUGGUACGCUUGAAGUGGAAAAUCGGUUUAAAAUUAAGUAUGGAAUGAAAUCUAUUUAUUGACAGCUUUCAAUCGAUUUAAAACCUGCUGACUUCUUCCUCAAUUCUUUGUCUUGCAAAUGUUAUCAAUUCCUCUCUCUUAAUGUGUUUUGUAUUCCCAAUAUAAAUAUGAUGAAAAUCUCGAAAGCCGAUAAAUCCAAAAAUAGCUUUUAAAUAUGGUACUUGAAAAUCCAGCGAUUUCAUUGGCUCGUUAGUAAAGUCUGACGAUGACGAAGUAACUAGGAGUAAUGGACGUCCAGUAACGAGCCCUUCUGGUCCGUUAGCGGUGUCAGAAAAUGUUAAAUCAGACUGUACGACACAGUCAAUGUAUUGUUUGAGUACAUAGGGCACACUAUAGUUCCACAUAGGACAGCUGAUUACAACCUUGUUGGCAGCUAAAAGUUGAGAAGUCAUUUCUUUCACUGCUACAAGUUUUAGUUUAUCCUCUGGGCUGUCUUGACCGGAUGCAAUUCUCAUUUUACUCUCAACAUGAGAUAAACUAAAGCUUAGUAAUUUCUUAUCCCAGAGAUGAAUUUCUUCAAUCACGUGCCCCGAGUGAAGUGCUCUAUAUUUCGCAAGAAAUUCAUUUGCAAUUUGACCGGUAAACGACCGAUUAUCAGAACCAGAACUAUUCAAAUAAAGUACCUUACAUAAAUCAUCUUUCACAUCACUUGAAUGACUUCUACACAAUCUUGCACCUUUAUCUCGUCUGCCUGACAGCCAAAACCAUGAUAAAAUUGUCCUUUUGUAAGUUGAAAGUUGAAAUUUGGAGCAAAGUCCAAAAGCCAUCUUUGAUUUUUUUGAGAAUGUCGCGCGAAAAUCCCCACGCGAGAGCUACACUGAUCUCAAACGAAACCACUGGAUGGUUUGGAUUAUCGAAAGUUGACAGGGAAAGGGUUAGGGCAGUUGAAAAAUUGUUUGUGUUCAUUUUGAAGGCACACAUUCGCAUUGAAUACAUAGUCUUGAGGAAACAUAAUUAUCUAAUCACAGCAGAACGAGCCCUCACUGGGGUGUGAGGUCUAGGGGAUGUUUGUGGAUUGGAAGGACCAGCAGGUGGCUUUGGUGGACUCUGUGGUGAUGUCUGAGACUGCU